GAAUGAAAUUUGACAGCAUUGGAUGAUAAAUGUCCUUGUGUAAAAUUAGGGUAUUUGUAACUCGGCAUCGAUUAAUAGAGAGAGUAAACAUUUAAAACGCGACAACACGUUGACCAAAAACUGUGACAAGCGUUAGAGCAGAAAUUAGCUCGUCUCUUUCACCUUUUACUGUGCUUUAAUCUGAUCACUCUCUCUCGGUGGUCCCCCGUCUAGUUGUGAUGUAGUUCUUAUCAAAGCCCUCCUGUCUUGUUGUGACAGCUCUGAUAUUGUUUAUUGAGGUGGAUGUCGGGUUUAAUUAGCAAUCGAUAUGGAAAGCGUUUGCAGACCGCGCCUCUGACGUCAUACUCGAUUACCGUUUCUCAUUGGUCUCAAAUUCCCAAAGCCUAGGCUAAUUAUUGGAAGGUUCAUGUUGAUAAAGUACAGCUCAUCCUUCCCUCCACAUCAUGUCCCCUCCUCGCUGGCCACACUCACUGCAUGAUUUUUAAAUUCACAUCACCAGCCUCCAGACGUCGUUUCCUUUUGCCUAGGAGAUGAUGGACAGCAGGAUACUGGAUCCACCUCAUGCCCAGUUCGGAGGCUCUCUCGGCGGAAUGGUGGGCUUUCCGUACCAUCUAAGCCACCAUCAUGUUUACGAAUUAGCCGGUCAUCAACUUCAAUCUGCGGCCGCAGUUCCUUUUUCAAUAGACGGAUUACUUAAUGGUUCCUGCACAGCUUCAGUGGUUAAUUCGAACCCCCUCUUGUCUGGCUGCGGUAUGAAUGGAGAUAACCAGCAGUACAAGCUGACAGAUUCGUGUGACCCAGACAAGGAUAGCCCUGGUUGUAAGAGACGACGAACUCGCACCAAUUUCACUGGUUGGCAACUGGAAGAGUUAGAAAAGGCUUUUAAUGAGAGUCACUAUCCGGACGUGUUCAUGAGGGAAGCACUGGCUCUGAGAUUGGACUUGAUAGAAUCGAGGGUACAGGUAUGGUUCCAAAAUCGUAGAGCUAAGUGGAGGAAAAAAGAAAAUACAAAGAAGGGUCCAGGUCGACCAGCUCACAACUCCCACCCAACAACAUGCAGUGGAGAGCCCAUGGACGCGGAGGAGAUCGCCAGGCGAGAACUGGAGAGGAUGGAGAAGAAGAAGAGGAAGCAGGAGCGAAGACUGUUGAGGUCCCAGAAUAAACUAUUGUCAGGGGACCUAUUUCACACCCCAGGAUCUGACAGUGACAGCGGAGUGUCACAAGUGACGGACAGUGAGCAAAAUCCACAUUGUGACUCUGUAGGCCGAAACCAAACCCAAUCGAGCUGUGACCAAACACCACAAACCCUCCAGAACCAAAGACACUUGAACCAAGAUGCUGGUGGAUCCGAGCUGGACUCGUCCGACAGCAGUCAACAGUCAAGCAUGUGCGCCAACAGCAGAGCCUCCACCCUUCAGAAACUGAACCCCUUCAGCGUAGAGAGCCUUCUAUCCGACUCCAGACCAAGGCGCAAACCGAACAUAGAUGGAUUUUCUGCCUUACCCUCCUCGCGGCCUUUGAUAGGGAAAGGACAUUUCUUACUCUAUCCUAUCACCCAGCCGCUUGGAUUCAUUGUUCCUCAGACUGCUUUGAAGACAACACCACCAGACGCAGAUACUGACAACUCCACACAAAGAACCCCAGUGAAUGACAGCAUCUUCUCUGCCAAUACUGGACAUAAAAACUAUAAGGAGUCCAAUAAUCUCAAUGACCCGACAGCAAUCAAAGUGCAGGUCAACUUUACCGCGAAAAAUACUAGUUCCCCACAGAACAGCCCAGGCCAUGUUACCUUUUCCAGUAGCAACUUUAGUCAGCCUUCAGCCAGUUGUAGUGCAACAUAUUUCCAAGAUGAUGAUGAUUCAAAGUAUCUGCCAUUAGACAAAAAAGAGCAGUCUGUAAAAGACUACCCAGAGAGUUCCGAGUUUGUGACAACCAACUGUCCACCAGAGACAAAGACAGAGCCUCAAGAUGUCGAUAUGGAAUAAUAGACCUAUAGGUGAGAAAAAAUAUUGAUAGCGUCAACAACACCUUUCGUUUGCCCAAAGCUCAAUCACGUCUUAGAAUAUAAACUCUCAUUUUACAGAUGACAUAUAUAGCCUAUAUUCUGAUGAUGAUGGGUUAUAACUGUGUGUGUGUGUGUGUGUGUGUUUGUUGCGUGCGUGCGUGUAUAUGUGCACGUGUGUGUGUGGUGGUGGUGGUAGUAGUACUAGCCCCCCUGUGUAACAAACUGUAAAAAUACAUAAAAACCACAAAAAUCCUCAAAGGCUGUAAAAAGUAUUAUAAUAUUUAUAUAUGUACGGUUUUCAUAAAUAAAUCGAUUGUAUACAAUAAA
This is a messenger RNA of Coregonus clupeaformis (lake whitefish), 2332 nucleotides long. RefSeq names its product homeobox protein unc-4 homolog. The transcript has 3 exons. NCBI's taxonomy places the organism in Eukaryota, Metazoa, Chordata, Actinopteri, Salmoniformes, Salmonidae. The coding region runs from base 531 to 1985 and encodes 484 amino acids. Gene Ontology annotation, biological process: regulation of DNA-templated transcription. The record is from RefSeq and is a predicted model, not a curated record. Gene Ontology annotation, molecular function: DNA-binding transcription factor activity, RNA polymerase II-specific; sequence-specific double-stranded DNA binding.